UCCGUUACCGCGGCAACGACGCUCGGGCGGUGCUGCGUGAGGUCAGGGGUGCCGGGGCGGGGCCUGCGCGCGCAGCGGCGGCAAGAUGGCGUCCACGGCGGCUGGGAAGCAGCGCAUCCCCAAAGUGGCCAAGGUGAAAAACAAAGCACCCGCCGAAGUUCAGAUCACAGCGGAGCAGCUUCUGAGAGAGGCAAAGGAGAGGGAACUCGAGCUUCUCCCACCGCCUCCGCAGCAGAAGAUCACAGAUGUUGAAGAGCUAAAUGACUAUAAACUCCGGAAGAGGAAGACUUUUGAAGAUAACAUAAGAAAGAACAGGACUGUUAUCAGUAACUGGAUAAAGUACGCACAAUGGGAGGAAAGCCUGAAGGAAAUCCAGAGAGCCCGUUCCAUUUACGAGCGUGCCCUGGAUGUGGACUACAGGAACGUCACCCUCUGGCUGAAAUAUGCCGAGAUGGAGAUGAAGAACCGCCAGGUCAACCACGCCAGGAACAUCUGGGACCGGGCCAUCACCACCCUGCCCAGGGUGAACCAGUUCUGGUACAAGUACACAUACAUGGAGGAGAUGCUGGGGAACGUCGCUGGCUCGCGCCAGGUCUUUGAACGGUGGAUGGAGUGGCAGCCAGAGGAGCAAGCCUGGCAUUCCUACAUCAACUUUGAGCUCAGAUACAAGGAGGUGGACAGAGCACGAAGCAUUUACGAGAGAUUUGUCCUGGUUCACCCCGAGGUGAAGAACUGGAUCAAGUAUGCACGCUUCGAGGAGAAGCACAGCUACUUUGCCCACGCCAGGAAGGUGUACGAGAGGGCAGUGGAGUUCUUCGGGGAGGAGCACAUGGAUGAGCACUUGUACGUGGCCUUUGCCAAGUUUGAGGAGAACCAGAAAGAGUUUGAAAGAGUGAGGGUCAUCUACAAGUAUGCCUUGGAUAGAAUUCCAAAGCAGGAUGCCCAGAAUCUCUUCAAGAAUUACACCAUCUUUGAGAAGAAGUUUGGAGACAGGAGGGGAAUUGAGGACAUCAUUGUCAGCAAGAGGAGAUUCCAGUAUGAGGAGGAGGUGAAGGCAAACCCCCACAACUACGACGCGUGGUUCGAUUACCUGCGGCUGGUGGAGAGCGACACGGACGCCGAGACCGUGCGGGAGGUGUACGAGAGAGCCAUCGCCAACGUGCCCCCCAUCCAGGAGAAACGCCACUGGAAGAGGUACAUCUACCUCUGGAUUAACUAUGCUCUCUAUGAGGAGCUGGAGGCAAAGGAUGCAGAGAGAACCAGACAGGUGUACCAGGCAUGCCUUGAGCUCCUGCCCCACAAGAAGUUUACAUUUGCUAAAAUGUGGCUGCUGUAUGCACAGUUUGAAAUUCGCCAGAAAAACCUCCCCCUUGCCAGAAGAGCUUUGGGGACGUCCAUAGGUAAAUGUCCAAAAAACAAACUGUUUAAAGGUUACAUUGAGCUGGAGUUACAGCUGCGUGAAUUUGACCGUUGCCGAAAGUUGUAUGAAAAAUUCCUGGAGUUUGCUCCAGAAAACUGCACAUCCUGGAUUAAGUUUGCUGAGCUGGAGACCAUCCUUGGGGACAUUGACCGUGCCCGGGCCAUCUACGAGCUGGCUAUCGGCCAGCCCCGGCUGGACAUGCCUGAGGUGCUUUGGAAAUCCUACAUUGACUUUGAGAUUGAGCAAGAGGAGUAUGAGAAGACCAGGAAUCUUUACCGGCGGUUGCUGCAGCGCACGCAGCACGUCAAGGUGUGGAUCAGCCUGGCGCAGUUUGAGCUGUCGGCGGCGGGGCAGGGGGAGCGGCUGCAGCGCUGCCGGCAGAUCUACGAGGAGGCCAACAAGGCCAUGCGCAGCUGCGAGGAGAAGGAGGAGAGGGUCAUGCUGCUCGAGUCCUGGAGGAGCUUCGAGGAGGAGUUUGGCAAUGAUGCCACGAAGGAGAGGAUAGAUAAGCUGAUGCCUGAGAAAAUAAAGAAGAGGAGGAAGCUGCAGGCUGAAGAUGGGUCUGAUGCUGGAUGGGAGGAGUACUAUGAUUACAUUUUCCCAGAAGACACUGCCAAUCAGCCCAACCUCAAACUCCUGGCUAUGGCAAAGCUCUGGAAGAAACAGCAGCAGGAGAGCGAAGCUGCAGCCAUGGAUCCUGACAAGGACAUUGAUGAAAGCCAGACUUAAUUCCUUGCCUUUUCCCUCCCCUUUCUUGGGCCAUUGUACAGUAUUUUCAUUGGUGAUAAAUAAAUGUAUUUGGAGAGUUUUAGUA
This is a messenger RNA of Serinus canaria (Common canary), 2234 nucleotides long. RefSeq names its product crooked neck pre-mRNA splicing factor 1 (gene CRNKL1). The record is from RefSeq and is a predicted model, not a curated record. Bases 86 to 2149 code for a protein of 687 amino acids. The transcript has 14 exons. Gene Ontology annotation, cellular component: post-mRNA release spliceosomal complex; U2-type catalytic step 2 spliceosome; precatalytic spliceosome. Gene Ontology annotation, molecular function: protein binding. NCBI's taxonomy places the organism in Eukaryota, Metazoa, Chordata, Aves, Passeriformes, Fringillidae. Gene Ontology annotation, biological process: mRNA splicing, via spliceosome; spliceosomal complex assembly.